AUGGAAGCCAUUCUUCGCUGGUUUCAAGGUCUCUCUUCAUCAUCUUCUUCUUCUUACGCUGCUCACCGUGCUAUUUCACAAAGCGACGUCGUUCAACAGCCACCAUCAUCGGCAAGUACUGAUGAGCAGCAGGAGGAGGAGUUGAUAAUCACGGUGGAGUUGGACAUGAGUGGGUUGAAGCCCAUCAAGGUGCCUGAAAGGACCAAUCACAGACUGGCCUCUAUGGGCCAUCAUAAGAAUAUGCUUGACAAAGAAUUUUUCACAGAAUAUGGUGAGGCAAGUCAAUAUGAAAUUCAAGAAGUGAUUGGGAAAGGUAGCUAUGGUGUUGUUGCAUCCGCAGUUGAUACUCACACUGGUGAGAAAGUAGCUAUUAAGAAGAUCAAUGAUGUCUUUGAGCAUGUCUCCGAUGCCACAAGAAUUUUAAGAGAAAUUAAGCUCCUUCGGCUGCUACAUCACCCUGAUAUUGUAGAAAUAAAGCAUAUAAUGCUACCCCCUUGCAGACGAGAAUUUAAGGAUAUAUACGUUGUAUUUGAGUUGAUGGAAUCUGACCUUCAUCAAGUUAUAAAGGCAAAUGAUGAUCUCAGUCCCGAGCAUUACCAAUUUUUCUUGUAUCAGCUUCUUCGAGCUCUGAAGUAUAUACAUACAGCAAAUGUUUUCCAUCGAGAUUUAAAGCCAAAAAAUAUACUUGCUAAUUCAGACUGCAAACUGAAAAUUUGUGACUUUGGGCUUGCUCGUGCAGCAUUUAGUGACGCUCCAUCUACCAUUUUUUGGACUGAUUAUGUGGCAACUCGAUGGUACCGUGCUCCUGAACUCUGUGGUUCCUUUUUCUCCAAGUACACCCCUGCUAUUGAUAUCUGGAGCAUAGGGUGCAUAUUUGCAGAAAUGCUAACAGGAAAACCGUUGUUUCCUGGGAAAAAUGUUGUACAUCAAUUGGAUCUCAUUACCGAUUUACUCGGCACUCCUCCUGCUGAAUCUAUUUCAAGGAUUCGGAACGAGAAGGCCAGAAGGUAUUUAAGUAGCAUGAAGAAAAAGAAAUCAGUUCCUCUCUCGCAAAAAAUCCCGAAUGCAGAUCCAUUGGCUCUUCGUUUACUUGAGCGUUUGCUUGCAUUUGAUCCUAGAGAUCGUCUUUCUGCUGUAGAGGCACUAGCAGACCCAUAUUUUCAUGGAUUGGCAAAUGUGAACCAGGAACCAUCUAAACAACCCAUUUCAAAGCUCGAGUUUGAGUUUGAAAGGAGUAAAUUGACAAAAGAUGAUGUAAGAGAGCUAAUUUACAGAGAGAUUUUAGAGUAUCAUCCGAAGAUGCUGCAAGAUUACCUUCAAGGGUCAGAUAAUAUUGGCUUCAUGUAUCCAAGUGGGGUUGAUCGGUUUAGACGACAAUUUGCCCAUCUUGAGGCACACUACAGUAAAGGUGAAAGAAGCACUGCACUUCAAAGGAAGCAUGCUUCGUUACCAAGGGAACGAGUAUGCAUGUCCCAGGAUGAGGCUGCGGAGCAAAAUGGUAAUGCUAAAAAGAGUGCUGCAGCUUCAGUGGGUCGUGCAGCUAUUCACAGCCCUCCAAGGUCCAAGGGGUUUGAAGUAGCAGAAUCUGUUUGUGAAAAUGGAUCAACCAUACCAAAUGGCCUCAGUAAGCCAAACUAUAGUCCCAACAGUCUGUUGAAGAGUGCUAGCAUUAGUGCCUCUAAGUGCGUGGCUGCAAACAGACAGUACUGUGAGGAAGAUAGAACGGCAGAGCGAAACGACGAGAUGAUCAAUGUCGUUGCAUAG
Prunus armeniaca (apricot) is the source of this 1764-nucleotide messenger RNA. The record is from the annotation of a GenBank genome assembly. Lineage: Eukaryota; Viridiplantae; Streptophyta; Magnoliopsida; Rosales; Rosaceae.